GGUGCGUGCAGUGCAGUGCGUGUGUGUUCUCAUCACCCGCUCCCCCCAUAAACCUUUAUUUCCAUAUAACUUGGGCGCUGUAAACAGAGUGAUUUUGCAGUUUAAGCAGUGUAGUCACUUCCGACGGUGACGCCAGCCGCGCGUAGAAUUAUUUUUUUCGGAGCACACCAUUCGACGAUUCGAUGCGCGCACGGCAGCUUUAGCUUUCAGUUUUGUCGCCCGUGAAGUCGGCUUCACCACAAACCCACGAACCGCGCCGGCGACAAGAUGUGGUUGACACUAUACGUUCGAUUAGCGGAGGUGUCGCUCAGGACAGUGCCGACGCGCUAAAUACGCUCGGGAAAACGAGGCGUCACAAAUUCGACGGAGAUGUUCCAGUUGUUCGAGACGACGCGACUUCUCUCCCUGCCGUCGUCUCGCCGUCAUGACGGCGUUCGGGCGUCGGUGGUUUUAUCAGCGUACGUCGAGAACGCCGACUGGCAGAUCUUGGUUCUCGUCUGCAGCAGUGGGCACGUGGUCUUAUACGUGCGACACUUGCAAGACCCGCGACCUCGCUUCUGGACCUUGGCAUGGUCGACACCACGGAGGCCACACCCAUUUGGUGAGGUGGUGGCACUGUGCACGGACCCCCUGGGCACUAGGGUUGUCCUCGUCACUUCUGGUAGUGCUCUGUUUGUCUGGGACAUCACUUCAUUUCUGAAUGAACACACACACAGUGCCAACAGGAAUGUGGUGGACGACACGCAGUCAAUUCAUCUUUCUAGAGACCGAGGUGUGCCCACAUGUGUCUGCUGGUGGCAGACUCUGAAGGGUGUGUCCGUGGCUGUUGUUGGCACAGAGCUGGGAGAACUGCGCUUUGUAGACCUUCAGUCGAAAACUCAGCUGGCUUCUACGGCCAUCGGGCGUGCCAUAGUGGAUGUGCACAUCGUGAGCGCCGUUCGCAACAUCAGCCAUCUUCUUGUGACCGACGUUGACCGACAGCACUGGCAUCUGCUGCUAGAGGACAAAGCCAGCAAUCAUGAUUGGCUCCGGGGCGGUCACUUGCCGGUCAUCACUGCUGUUGGUGCUGCCGGUGCUGCCACGUCUGAGUGGCGACUGUGGUCAUCGACUGAUCGUGAAGAUGCGAUGGCUGGCCAAGACAAGAGUCCACCCCAGCAGCCUCGUCGUGUGUCCAAGCUCGGCCGAGACACACUGCUGGAUAAACAGACCGUCCAGGGCCGCCAGUGCCUGCUCGUACUGGAUGCAGCCUCAGGCCAGCUCGAGCUUUACGAUGGUGGGGACGUGGCCCGUCGAGCAUCGUGCCUGUACAGUGUGCCUGUGAUGAAUGCACGCCAUGUGGUGUUGACGGACCAGCUGCUGGUUGUGGCUGCCGGUGGCGAGACUGGAUCGCCCGACACUCAACUACACCUGUUCUCCAAAAGUGCCCUUGAUUUCGCCAGCAUUACCACAAAGAAGAAAGAGUGCAUCGAUCCCGUACUACAGAGGAUCGUCAUCAAAGAGCCUGCCUUGGCGAUUUACCGUUGCGCAAGGCCUCGUUACCAUUUGCAGGCAGCAUUUACAGCUGGAACUGAUGCUGUGAAUGAGAACCUUAAGGAUGCUGAUGAAGUGUCACUGACCUCAGAGACCUUUCUGGAAGGCUUCUACGUGGUGACGCGAUAUGGCAUUUAUGCCUGCAAGUCCAAGUGUUCAGUGGAGCGUCUGUUCCUGAGUUUUACGAGCUCCCCCUCGGCACUGUCCUCGGCUGAGCACCUGGGGGCCCUGUUGAACCUGGACAUGUUCUUCCUUUACGAGGCAGCCGCGGAGGCACAGCUCGUGCGUGGACAGUUUCCACAAGCCGUACGUCUCUACCAAUUGUCCAAGUGUCCUCAGCUGAAAAGGGUGGCCCACUUCGCAAGCCGGGGCUUCCUCUCGGAGCUGCUGGCCUACGUGCAGGUGCUGUUUGGCACCAGGGCCUCCGAGAUACCUGCACCUGACCGGGUCCACUUUGCCAAUGUGGCUGCCCUGGGAUUUGUGCAGCAGGUGCUGAGCAAACGCCAUGCCACGGCCGACCGCGACGCCGUCCUCCAGGCGUUCAGGCACUUCCUGCGAGAGAACUUGUACUAUGAUGCGUCUGUCGUGAUGCGGAUGCUGUCGGAGCAGCGCCUCUACGAGCUGCUCUACCACUGCGCUCAGCUGCGUGGCCAGCGGCGCCUGAUGGUGGAGCAGCUGGUGCACUUUGACCCCAGCCUGGCCUUGGACCCAACCACGUGCGCUGCUCUUGCCAGCCGAGGUUACGGACACCUUUUGCAGCAGGCCACACACGAGUACUUCCCGGUGUGUGUGACGGACCCGGACCUGCUGCUUCCCCUGUCGUGUGACCUGUCGCUACUGGGCACACAUUUGCGGUUACUAGCCGACUUGUUGCCGCGCCUGGAACCUGACCUGGUGCAGCGGGUGGCCAGGAUGUAUGAUGCGUCACGGCCCGGCCCAGCCCUAGCUUUGCGAAGAAUCCUCCUCGCAUCAUCGAGGCAGGGCCGCUACCCUGGCUCCUCUUCAUCUCUUUCGACGGAUUCGCUGGACUUGACACAAUCGGAUGACGACGCGGUCAACGAGGAAGACGUAGUCAAAUUCAUGAUCUUUGUGCUGCUGAUGCUGAACCGGCGUCGGUCCAAAAACCGGGGCUAUGAUGAACAGCUGCUGAGGACCGGCUUCUUCACACCCUCGGCACCAUCCAGUGUGAAGCGCACAGCCUCCCAAGAGCCCGAACGUUACGUGGCCUGCGGCCAGUCCCACUGUGGCUUGGUGGUACGGGGCAAGGCCUACACCUGGGGUCGAGCUCAGUUUGGCAGACUGGGUCACCGGGAGAGCCACAAGGAGAUCCUGGGUGUCACGUGCGUCGAGGUGCUCGACAACCUGAGGGUCAAGGUGACGCAGGUGGCCUGUGGCACCCACCACACCCUCUUCAACACCGAUGCAGGCGUGUUUUCGUGUGGUUCAUCGCGAUAUGGCCAGCUGGGCCUGGGCAAUGUGCAGAGAACUUGGGUGCCUCACCUGGUGGACACCCUGGCUGGCAGGGAAGUCGCCAAGGUGGCUACAGGACUCUACCACUCACUGGCGGUCACCAAGGAUGGGAGCCUCUUCACCUGGGGCUGGGGAGUGCAUGGCCAGCUCGGGCACGGCAGCUGUGCCGACGAGAGGCAUCCUCGGCCAGUGGCCAGCCUGGCUGACCAUAAGAUCAUCGAUGCCUACGGGGGCUGUGGUCACUCGGCAGCACUGACCUCGGAAGGUGUGGUGUUCACCUUUGGAUGCAACCUUUUUGGCCAGCUGGGACUGGGCCGUACACCCAAGAAGAGCAACCCCCAACGGCUUGACCUCAGCGAACCCGUGCGACUGCUCUGCUCGGGAUUCUUCCAAGUGCUGGCGCUUCUGUCAUCAGGGCGCCUGCUGACAUGGGGUGCCAACCCUCAGAGCCUGCGGCUGCAGGCACAGUCGUCGCGUCGCUCGCGCCUCCAGGCGGUAGUAGCACAGAACGAGCUGCUCUCCUCCCUGGCAGGGGGACCCCACGGGGGAAACCUGCGACACCCGGCAUCGGCUGCAGCUGCUGCGGCACUGCCCGCACCCGGCACCAGCCCCAUGGCACAGGCCCUGCUCCACGGCCACCAGCGCCACCUGUUGCCCACUGAGGUGGACCUGUCAGCAGUGCGAGGACCCCUGGUGGCCAUGGCCUGUGGCUCCAACCAUGCACUUCUACUUACCCAGGAUGGGGAAAUUUACGCCUGGGGUCGCAACACCGAAGGGCAGCUCGGACUGGGAAACCGGAAGGACCAGAAAAGCCCUCAGCUGGUGUCGCAUCUGGCCCAGUGCAGCAAGGUGACACAGGUGUCGUGUGGCCGAGACUUCAGCCUCGCCCUGGAUGCCCAGGGAAAGCUGUGGGCCUGGGGACAGAACGACGGUGGACAGCUGGCGUGCAAGGUGCCGACGGAGGAAGGCUCGGUGCGCCACCUGCGGGUGCUGUCAAGUCGCCUGAUCACCAUCCGCACCAGCCGCUGCCUCAUCACCAUUCCCCAGGGGCAACGCACGGGCGAGUUGAAGCCCAUCGAGGUCACUGCCAUGCCCCCAGAGAUAACCAGGCCACCCCCGGAGGACCUCGAGCAGUCGUUGCGGCAGAAGGCCUUCCAGAAUGCAUACCUGAGCCGAACCACGCUGACCUUUGACCUGGGCUCUCUCGAUGAUCCACCAUACGGUCCUGUGGCCUUGCACACUGCCUUGGAGGCAUUCCGAGGCAGCUACGAUCCUACUUCGGUUGUCAACUACUGCCAACGCUUCUCGGACUUCCAGGCUGCUGCAAAGGUCUCACUGCUCGAAGGACAGUUUGCCCAGGCCCUUCAGUACCAAUUCCAGGCUCUGAUGUUUGACCCCAAAGUAACCCGCGAGUUCCUGACGACAAAUGCUGUGGAGGCCAUCACCUACUACCUGGGACUCAUUGACAAGGAGAAUAGUGAAGUCAACUUUGGCUUCUUUGAAAAUAUGGUGAGCUUCUGGCAAGAGGAGGAACUCCCCGUGACACCACUAGAGCAACUUUUUCAGGCCAACCUUCCGGACAUUGGCUACUCUCUUGGCCUGGUUUUGUUCAGCAACGAGCGGGAGGUGGUGUCCCAGUUUGUGUCGCGCCUGUCGACCGGACUCUGCCUGUCGCUGGCGGCCGCCAUGCGCGACCGGGUGACCUCUGGCCAACCCCACGGGGAGCUGAUUGGGGUGCUGCUCGAGAAGUCCGGCACGGCCGCUCUGUCUGCUCAGAUCCGACUGGUGGACGAGAGUGCUGGAUGGGAGCCUGCCGUGCCACCACAGCGCCUCUGGGAGCAGCUGGUGCGCAGCCUCGGACACGGCAUCCGGCGCAAGGCAGCACUCAGGCUCUCGGCCCCCGAAGUGGAGCGGCUCACACAGACGCUGCUUGCCGAACAGUCCGCGAAGGCUGGCACCUCCCCGACCGAUAAGUUGGCUGGCAAUGCCCUGGUCUUCUCGUGUGGCCACAACACGACGGCCACGGCGUUCCACGAGACAGCCAUGCCGGAGCUGGAAGACUCCCUACUGAGGCGACUGCAGCGACCCCUGCCUCUGACGGCCAAGCUGCUCACUCGCGGCUAUGCCAUGCCUGGGGUGAUUCCAUUUGCAUGUCCUCGAUGCGUCGUCAACGAGAUACGUGCCAACUGGUGAAUUGACAAGAAAUUCUGACAGGGCGUUGCUGCACCUUUGGGACAAUGUGUGCACCAUACUUUCCAGGAAUUUGGCGACGUGUUGUCUUCCUAUUAUAUUGUCAGAAUAAGUGUGUACUGAAUUCGAGGUGUCUCUUCAUUUUGUUGAACCCUACCAAUAACUGAGAAUCCUUGUCUAUCUCCUAAGGAACGCAGCGAGACUGUUUGCAUCACUUAGUGUCAAAAAGUGCUGUAGGCAAAAAAAAAAAAAACGGUUCCCCUCAUUUAAACAGUUGGUUUAGCCUGAUGAAUAACUCAGUUGACCAUUGUGGGCCACUUGACAUUCCACGUUUUUUAUAAUCUAAUAAAAACCAGAGAAAAACAUUGUUUGCAUCGCUAUUAGUGCAAGCAGUAGCAUUCAAAUGCAUUUGUCACUGACCAACAAAAAAUGCAGAACUCCCCAAGUUCACCACAUCUGACAAUUUUGUGGUGGAGGUUGUGUUCCUUUGAUAGUAAAGUGCAUCACUUCUUAUUUGAGCUUCAUGUGAACAGGAGAGAAGUCUGGCUGUCUCGAUGGCACUUAAUUCGUACUUCCCGUGCUCAUGGGGCAGAACAAAGCAAAAGAAUCGUGGAUAUUGCUUCAAUAAUGAAUGCAUAAAAGAUGCUGCAUGCUGCCACAUUAAUGAAGUGCUAAUUUCUCUGAGCAGUGUGUCAGUGGUGCUUACUUAAUCAGCUUCUGGUGAAGCCAUGUGUUUAUGACAGCCAGUGUUCAUUGCAAAUGCUUUGCACGAGCAUGCAAUAACUUUUUGACUGUGAUGUUCUUAAAUAGCGUGGGUGGUUUUCGAUGAGACGAGAGAAAAAACACUCUUUCCCAUAACUUUUUUUGACAUUCUUUAAGGAGACCAGUGAACAAGGUUAAGGCUUUUGUGGGGCUUCGAGUUUAAUUUAUGGUAAGGAGGUCAUCAUACAAGUAACUUUUUUGCUGAAACUUAACAAUGAGCCCAAAUCUCGUGUGUUGCUCCAUUUGUAAGAUGAAUUCAUUGGGAUUUGUGGGCAAGUCUAUCUUGCAACGGGUUUCUGUGAACCACUGAAGGUGCUUAGCAGUCAUAUUAUUGGUGCCAGAAGGCUAGGCUCUCUCCCAGGUGAGCACUUCUGUGCAUGGCCUCAGUACCUAGUACAGUAUGAGAGAAAGCAGCUCUGUUUGCACUCAAAAGGUCAUCACAGUGGCUCUCUGCUAAACAUAAAUGUCUUGUGACAUUUGUCAACACUAGUCAGCAGGAAAGUUGCAAUGUGCGUGUUAACGUGUCAACAUUAAAACCAUGAAGUUACAAGCAACAAUUGCUCAAAAACUCUCUGCCUUGCUGCUUACACCUGUUCUGAAGUGGUGGAGCAGGAUAUUGAAGUUAUACCAACUGAUUUCGUAGUACAACUCAAAAAUUCAAAGCUUAGGUUUGGUUAACUUAAGUUGUGUUUAAAUUAGGUUCAGUCAGAACCUAACCUAACCAAACAUAACCUAACAUAUCCCAAAAUACUAACUUAACAAAGGGGACAGCUGCCCUUAGUUAGUAUUUUUCUUUGCUGCAUGGCUCGUUGCACCCUAAAAUACUGUUGAGCAAGUGUAAUGAUACUGAGAUGAGAAGAAUGACAGAUGCACUGCUCAUUUCACACUCAUUUCACAGACACUUGCGAGGGGCAAAUUCUUCGUAACUAACAGCUCGAAAAACACAAACGAAGGCGUGUAGUGGGCCCGGCACAGCGUUCACUUUCAACUGAACUUUUAUUGAAAAAUGAUAACAUAUGCAACAGAUCAACAGAACACCUCAUGUUCCCCAAUUAACAAAUAAAUUACACUGCAUACCCAAGCACGGUCAGGUGAACGUAUAUACUGUAAGGAUUAAUAUGAGUAAAAAGGGAGUAACAAAAACGUAACCAAUAAAACCCAGCACGAGAUCCCAAAUUACCUUCGUCCACUGUCUAAUAUGAAAACUUCAUUAUUCAGUAAAGCAAUGGGUGGUUGACUGACACAUGGAGAUCCUUUCUUGUUUAUCAUAAAUGACUCCGUAAUAUUUCUUGAUAGCUUGUCUGGGUGCAUGAAGAGCAUGUUUGCUUUAUCAUAAAAAUUCACUUGGAAUCUCAGCGCUGUGCCGUGUCUUCUUCUCUGUUUUUCGCCCUGUUAGCCAUCAUUAAUCUGCUCCAACUUGGCCAGUUUUCCAUCUUGCUUAAACGGUGUCAUUUUAAUUCAAUGCAGAGUACAAAUGUCAAUGACUUUAGGCGAGUGCAUUUGAACACCCAGUGAGUGCGAGUGGGUGUUAGCGACCGUAGAAGAAGUUGCACAGAAUGGGAACGAGUUUUGGCGAGUACGAAUGGGCACAACUAAGAGCGUGAGUGAGUCUCGAUUUGUUUGCGCUCAUAUAACUCCUUCGCAUUGAGGUGUGUACACUGGAUGAAGAAAAUGUGUAGCUUAUAGAAGUGAAUACCCCUCGUUCUGUCAACCUGUGUUUUCUAGUCCCUUCAGUUCCUUGUAACUAUGUUAUUUUCAGCGCCAGUAUAUCUGAACAAGGUGUGGAACUUUUCUGCUGCUAUCGGUUUGAUGCAUGCUUAAAUGUACAUAGAAAUAACAUAUUGUAGCAGCAGUAGUGUGACACACUUAUGUAAUGUUGGUGCUGAAAACAAAGGUAACCUAAUGCAGAACUAUUCGAGUGCUAUCUAGGCUUGUACGAAUAUUCGAAUGCUUCGAAUAUUCGGACUAAUACUAUGGUAUGCGAAUUCGCUUCGACUGAAAUUGAAAUUGUUGAAAAUUUCUCGAAAUGAAUGAAUAAGUGUAUACUAAACUGCAUGUAAAUUACUGUAAAGGUGGUUUUACUGCACUGUUGUUCCAAGCUGUGAAAGCACCUUUGGAGGGGAAAUCCGCGCAGUGCCACUGUUCGAAGCCUUACUUGAUGGUUAAAUGAACACCACACUUUCACAUUGAUUCGUCAUUCUUAAAGUUUAAUGGCUUGUUAUACCGGUUUAUAUGCUGUAAAUAUAGUAAAUUUUAAAAGGAAUGUAAGUCGCAGGUUAUCGUUUGCAUUCUACAGGAAGUCAAAUCCUUUCAAAGUUGUUUGAUAUUCCUUUGGGCUGAAAAAAUGGCAUUUUCACAAACCUUGUCUCAAUUUUUUUAAAAUACUGCGCAGGUUUUUAGGUCAUAACAAAUAUGCCCAUUUCACUUUUUAAUAUGUGAUAUAUACUAUAUUUGAAUUCGAUUCAAAAUUAUUUGACCAAAAUCACUAUUCGUUUUGAAUUCCCUGCAGACCUAAAAUUCGCUAUUCGCACAAGCCCAGUGCUAUUCCUUGCCUUUUAAUUUGUGCGCAUACAAUUUGUGCGUACACGUCUGCUUUGUAAAUACUUGUUGCAGGACUCUUAUAGCUAGUACACUGCGCAGUGUUAUGGAUAUCUUAGCAGCCAUGUCAGCAACAGUGCAGUGCGCAUCGUUGCGGCAUGGCGUUAGCAAGGAUACGUUUAUGUGUGAAUGAGGACAUGCAAGCUGUAGAAUGGUCUUCUCAGUGAGAAGAUGCAGCAGAGAUUAGAGUUCGAAAUUCGUAACGAGCGUUGCUGCUUAGAUACUGUUAUUGGGAAGACAUGGAGGACAAAGCUUAUUUGAAAAAGGUGUUUAGUGGCCAAGCCGGGAUGUUCUCUAUACUGUAGUGCUUGUUUUUUCUCUCGACUUCAAUGGUAGAUCUAAUUCAACAGGCCUGAAGAAUUGAAGGUUCAAAUCUUGUUAUAAUGAAAGCCAUGUUGUCACCUUGGCAGUGUAAUAUUCGCAGCACUUAUUUUUUUUUUUGCUUUGCCCCUUAACCACUUGGCUCAUCCUUGCUGAACUAUGGCCAAACCAUUGUCAACGAGUGUGGCUCAUCUGUUUGAGACGACACCUCCCCAUGAGCGUUUUGAAUGAGACUUGCCCAUUUCCAGAUGUCGCUACACAGGUGGCAGCAUUUGCUUGUUUUAUUUUAAUUUCAAUUUCACAUUUUUUGUGACUUGUGUUUGAAAAUGUUGUCCAGCAAAGGAGAUGUGUGUGUUCUUUGUGCAUCAUCACGCAAAAGAAGACUUUCAUCACCAUACAGGUUAUCAGGUGCCAUUCAAAUACCUAAGUUUGCUUUGAUGACUUGACGUACUAUAUGUGCCUGUUUCUGGAGGGUGGAGUAGACCAUGGGACAAUAAACUUUGUUAUGAUACUUUGA
Messenger RNA from Rhipicephalus microplus (southern cattle tick), 9388 nucleotides. RefSeq lists its product as uncharacterized. NCBI's taxonomy places the organism in Eukaryota, Metazoa, Arthropoda, Arachnida, Ixodida, Ixodidae. Gene Ontology annotation, molecular function: protein binding. The record is from RefSeq and is a predicted model, not a curated record.